AUGGCUAGACUGACUGAUCUCCCAUUGGAGAUAGUCACGGAAGUCUUUCAUCAUCUGGGCAGCAUUGACGACGUCCAUCAUUUCCAGCGGGCAUGCAGGAAAACUCACGAUGCGAUCCAGUCGCCGACGGUAUACACGGACAUUAUGCGAUCAGUCAUCGGUAACGCUCCCCAACACAGAUUCGACAUCUCGUUGUCCAGGAUGCUGGAUCUCCACCACGACAUCGUCCGUCACUACUCACAAGGAGGAGGGGCCAUUCCACUGACUCAGACACCGGCCGACUGUGCAGAGGGUCCCUGUACUGACUGCCUUCCGGAUGCGCGAAUUGACGAAAUAGUAGCGCGAUACCAAGGCCUCAAGGUCCUCCGGGAUCAAUGGCUUGCCAGGCAGCUCAAGAGCAACGAUCUGCUAGCCGCAAAUUCUAGUACAGAGGCCCACGAGUACAUCAACAAGUACGAUUGGAUCCGGCACCGUGACGAAGACUUUCAGGACGACGGAGUGUCGCGCUUAUCACCAGAGACCGAAAGCUACGCCAACUUCAAUCCGGACCAGCAGGCCCGCUUCUAUGCCGCCCUCACAUCUGUUUGGCUUUUCAACGAAAUUCGCUGGACACUGGCGCAGUUCGCCUACCCGUCUGGUGGCUCUUUCAACUUUCAGACCCGGUUGGCAGAUGACUGCAAGAAGUGGAUUCACGGCCGGACAGAGAGGCCCAUUCUAGACGAGCUCGACCGAUACGCAGUGUUCCAAUUCAUGUACCACCAUCUACUACCGCUCCACGGCCGCUUCCUGGCAGACCGGAACUCAUCGAAACUGCCGCUUACGUUCCCAUCAGAACUAAGAAAGAGCUCGGUCUUCUGCGCACGCUUUCUCCAAGCCUUCCUUGUGGCGGGGCAGGCCUAUUUCCAACCUCCAGACAUAAUCGAUCUGAUAGUCCGCUCCCGGUUAUCACGAAAGCCACCAUACCCAAUGGCGGACCUGCCUGACUCAUCCGAGAAGUCACUGCGCCCAUACAACGCCGUCCCCUUCUCCGCCGAUCUUGACUACAGCACUGAGAUGUCCUGCCCCAGCCAUGUCUCCCACCGUCUCCUCCGCAACACCAUGCACCAUCUGCACAUUGUCAAGCGCGCCAGCAUCUUUCAGGCCUCGCACAUCGGGCGGCCCUUCCGCUACACGGCUCAGCCGGCGACAACCGAGCUCUUCAAUAUCGAUGACUUGUCUGCGGAGUUCUUCAAGGACAGGGCGUUAGUGGCCUUUGAGAAGUAUGAGAAGAAGUAUCUGAAAAUGGUGGGUGAAGAUGUCCGAGAGGAUGAGGAGAAGGAUAUCAGGAAGGUGUUCAAGACAAGGUGGCCCAAGGUGUGGUGGAUGGUCUGGUGGUGGGCGAACAGCGAGGAGAAGGCUCGCGCGAAGAUGGAGCGGUGGAGAGAAGAGGUGCCUCCUCCGCGAGCGCAUUGA
Molecule: messenger RNA, 1452 nt
Organism: Trematosphaeria pertusa
Lineage: Eukaryota; Fungi; Ascomycota; Dothideomycetes; Pleosporales; Trematosphaeriaceae
Exons: 2
Coding region: 1-1452 (483 amino acids)
Molecular function (GO): protein binding
Source: RefSeq, a predicted model, not a curated record